GUGCGCAACAUCAAAGCCGAGAUUUGUUGAGCGCAUGCAUGACAUUCGAAGACAGCUGCCAAGAAUUUGCCUCGAAUUACUAAGUUUCUUUUAUCAAUUUUCAAUUGCUACUAGCGCCAUAAAUUAUUCCAAAAGAUAGCCUAAACGUCUGAAAUGACAGGGGAAAGCGGCAAGCAGAAACUCAUGAUUGGGGCCAUGUUUCGAGGGCCCGGCCCAUGCUAUGGUCUACCAGACACCCUCGGUUUUCAAAAGCACGAUUUCACGAAGUCAAAAGCACCAGCUUACAGUUUUGGAGUGAGAGGAAAAGCCAAAGACAAAGAUGAUUGCAGUCCUGGCCCUGCUUAUCAUGUUCCAGAAAAGAUGACACGAAAUGGUCCCGAUGGGGCUCCAAAGUUUUCGCUCAAGGGAAGGCCAAACUUGCAAGCUUCCUUUCGGACACCCGGUCCUGAUGCUUAUUAUGCCGAGAAAGUAGUUCCACUAAGGGAAAAGAAAGCUCCAGCAUAUUCAUUUGGUUCAAGAACAAGAUAUUCACAAAAAGAUGGCUAUCCAGCCCCAAACCAGUAUUCACUUCCAAACCUGACAUCAUCAAAAGUACCUCACAAGACAACUAUGCCCAGUUAUUCCAUGACAAGCAGGUCAAAGAUCGGGGGCUUUCAUGAAGAUUUGCAGAAGACUCCUGGCCCUGGUACAUAUAAAGUUGUGGACCCAAAAGUUUACAAAACAAGACAUGCAGAAUUCUCAAUGAGUGGAAGGAACAACAUGCCAGGAGACAGCACCCAGAAACCAGGUCCAGGUGCUCAUAGCCCAGAAAAGGUUUAUGUCACUAAGAAGCUCGCACCAAAGUUUUCAUUUGGUAUUCGCCAUUCAGAGUACACUGCUCCUAUCAUAUUUGCAUUUGACUAGAUGCCAUCAAGGUCAGUGACGUAUUGAUGGAUAAAACCCUAAAGCAUCACAGAAAAUAUCUUUGUCUAGAAGAAAGACUUUUACCUAGCUUUCUAUGUAAAUGUCGAGAUACUCUGGUCUUUACAGUAUAUUUCCAUUUUCAACAGUAAGAUUGAAAAUUUGACCCACUUAAGUUGUCUGAAUUUCCUAUUUAAUCUUAGAGACUCUAAUUAGUGAAAUAGUUAGUCUUCAAAGUUAUAUCCUGCCUAAUCUUCCCCACUUCUCACCAUUUGUAGACUGAUAAUGGACUUUUUAGCAGUUGAAAAAAAUGAAAGAAAAAUACUACACCCUGUCUUAUGUUUUUGUGUUGACGAUGUUGUCAGGGGAAUAUGGACACUUUUAUUCUUUGUAGCUCCUUUAACAUCAAAACUUUUGCAAGGGGAUGUGUUUCAAGGGGAUUACAAGUAUGCUGUAAGGAUAUGAGUAUCUGGCUCUUAAUGUAUUUUGAAUUAAAACUUAGAAUGAUUGUUGUGAUUUUUUAUGAUUUUUAUGCAUCCUUGACUGAUUGUAAAUGAUCUUGUAAAUUUUUCGAAGUAUCAAAUAGUAAUAAAGCAGACUGUACAAAAGAA
This is a messenger RNA of Rhopilema esculentum, 1511 nucleotides long. Its product is annotated as ciliary microtubule associated protein 1A. The record is from RefSeq and is a predicted model, not a curated record. Gene Ontology annotation, cellular component: cytoskeleton. Lineage: Eukaryota; Metazoa; Cnidaria; Scyphozoa; Rhizostomeae; Rhizostomatidae.